AUGCAUACAAGGAACAACCCAAAAGGGGAGUUAGUGCCUUUGAAUACUGAGUUAGAGAAGCUAGUACGAGAAAAUAGAAGGUUGAAAAGAGAAGAACAAGCUGCUCAAGAAGAGGCCGAACCCAUCAUCCCCUAUUUCAUUUUUCAAAUGUCAGACGACGAAAACAAUCGGCAGCCGCUGCCACCACCACCAAGAAGGACCAUUAGGGAGCUCUCAACGUCCCUCAUAGCUGGAGGUAUUCCAUCAUGCAUUCGUUACCCUCAACUGGCUGAAGGAAAGACAGGGAAUUUCGAGCUUAGGACUGGUUUUCUCCACAAGCUGCCCACUUUUCACGGGUUACCUAAUGAAGAUCCUAAUUUGCAUCUCCAAGAAUUCCAAUUUAUUUGCUCAAGCAUGACACCAGAGAAUGCAGAUGAGAAUAUCAUGAAGAUGAAGGCUUUCCCGUUUUCUCUUGCAGACAAGGCCAAGACAUGGUUGUAUAGGCUUCCAAAUGGCUAUAUAACCUCAUGGGAUAUCAUGCACAAGACAUUCUUGGAGAAGUAUUUCCCCACUUCAAAAAUUAUUGCAUUGAGGAAGCAAAUUACUGGAAUUCAGCAAGGCAUGGACGAGUCUUAUUCCGAAUACUUUGAGAGGUUUCAAACCUUGCUUACUCAAUGUCCUCAGCAUGGUUUGAGUGAGGAUAGUUUGUUGACAGCGUUCUAUGAUGGCCUCAUACCCAUAGAGAGAGAUAUCUUGGAUGCAGCAGCUGGAGGAUCAUUUAUGGACAAGUACAAUGAGGAUGGAAUGAAGCUCAUAGCAGAUCGUGCAUUGAAUGCACAACAAUUCAAUAAUACCUCAAGACGUGUUCAAACUUUCUCUUCAAAAGGAGGUAACGAUUCUGAAAUUAAAGCUCAAUUAUCAAAUCUAACCUCUAUGCUAUCUCAGGUCUUGGGUAACAAGAAGCAAGGAGCUAUGGCUUGUGGUGUGUGCUCAAUGGAAGGCCACCAUACUGAUCGUUGCCCUCAAUUAUAUGAGGAAGAAGAGGUAAAAGUUGUGGGAAAUUUUCAGCAAGGAGGACAACAUGUAAAGAAUGAUCCAUAUGCAUAUUAUCCUGGCUCGAGAAAUCACCCAAAUUUUCGAUGGAGUAACAAUGAUAAUGUAUUGGGCCCUUUUCAAGCAUCUCAUGGGAACAACCAUACACCUCCAGGGUUCACUCAACGUCCUCAAGGGGAAUUUACACAUAGCUCUGCCCCACAUCAAGCUUCUAGUUCUUCAUUGGCUCCAAUCUUGGAUAAGUAUGACAAGAUGUUCGAAGCUUUGACAUCCUCUACUCAACAACUCAUUCAAUCACAGCAAAAUCAAGGGAAGGAAAUUUCAGACCUUAAGAAACAAGUGGGAGAAUGUGUCAACAAGUUGAAUCAGUUGCAUGAUCAAGGAAAACUUCCAAGCAACACGAUACCAAAUCCAAGAGGAGGGUUUGAGUCCGCCAAAGUAGUAACAACACGAAGUGGAAGAGUACUCAGUGACGUCCCUAAGGCACAGAAGAAGGACAAAAGUGUUUCUGACCCUUCUGAGAUUGAAACUGAACUUGCAAUCCCAGACCCAGCGACUACGAGGAUUGAAGACUCAUUGCAAUCCCCAACGAAACCAGAAACCAAAGGAAGAAGAAGACAAGGGGAUGUUUUGGAUAUUCUCCGGAAAGUUCAAGUCAACAUUCCUCUCUUGGAUAUCAUAAAACAAGUGCCAAAGUACGCCAAAUUCUUGAAGGACUUAUGCACCAAGAAGAGGAAGUUCAAGGGGAAUGAAGUAGUAGCUCUUAGUGAGGAGGUGUCAAGUAUUCUUCAACAAAAGCUUCCACCUAAGCUCAAGGACCCGGGACAAUUCACCAUUCCAUGCACAAUUGGUGUAAAGAGGUUUGAUAAGGCUUUACUAGAUUUAGGAGCUUCUAUAAAUUUAAUGCCUUUCUCUGUGUUUUCAAAUCUUAAUUUAGGUACACUAAAGAAGACCUCUGUGGUGAUUGAGCUUGCGGAUCGCUCAUCUAUUCAUCCUUUAGGAGUAAUUGAAGAUGUCUUAGUAAGGGUGGAUGGAUUGGUCUUGCCUGCUGACUUCUUUGUGAUUGACAUGGAGGAGACGUCAAGUCCCACAUCAUUGCCUUUAAUUUUAGGGCGUCCCUUCAUGGCAACUGCUCACACGAACAUCAAUGUCUACAAGGGAACGUUGACUAUGGAAGUCCUUGGAGAAAGGGUAACGUUUCAAGUCUUUGAGCAUAAUGACAUCACGAAAGGAAUGGUGGGGCGUGAGGACAAGGAAUUAAGAGAAGAAGUCCGAUUUCUGAGGGGUUGGAAGGGGCAUAAAGUGAAGGAAAAACACUCUCUGAAGAACUUGAAUAAAGAAAAUAAAGGUAAUUUUAAUUCUGACAUUCAUUUACCUUUAACUAAUUGUAAGAGUGUUCUUGUUGAUAGGGCUCACUUAGGAAAUCCAACGCCACAAGAGGUAUGCUCAAUAACAGAUGACCCACCAGAUUCAACCAAGCACUCAUACACAAAGGCAAUGGCGAGGUUGUUUGAUAAGGCUUCACGUGGAGCCUUUGGAUGA
Messenger RNA from Rosa chinensis, 2574 nucleotides. RefSeq lists its product as uncharacterized. NCBI's taxonomy places the organism in Eukaryota, Viridiplantae, Streptophyta, Magnoliopsida, Rosales, Rosaceae. The record is from RefSeq and is a predicted model, not a curated record. The coding region runs from base 1 to 2574 and encodes 857 amino acids. The transcript is spliced from 2 exons.